CAGGAUAUACCGGCAAUAUUAAACCACAGCACUGCUGCUGUUUUCACACGGCUGUGCCACCACCAACAAGCGACCAUUUUUUUUUUAUUUUCGGUUAAAUCAUCCCCAUUUCGGCAUAAUUUUUAUUUUCAAUGAAAAUUUAUAAAUUCCCUCACUUUAUCGGCCCCAAUUGAAAAUUUUCACUCAAAAAACAGUAAUCCACCUCCUCCAUCAAUUGAUGGGCAAAAGAGAAAGAAGAAAAAGAAAGAUAAUAAAAAGGAGAAUUUGACGUUUAGUUGGAGCUGGAAAAUUGUCAAAUUGUUUUACACUCUCCGCCGACGCCGCUCGAAACCGCCGACGCCCCGACAGUGAACACGCACGCGUGAAUGUAGGUGACGCGCGUAUACCCAAAAUCUAGGAAAAGACCGAUUUUUUCUGGCUCGAGUAUUUUUUUUCACCACACACCCAACCCCCCAUUUAUAUACCACCCGUUAUAUGCCACAUCAGUAUCACACGGAAUUAAGUACGCGUCGUGUGGGCGGCUUUCGCAGCCACCAAACGCUCAUUUCGCUUUCGCUUUCGCUUUCAGUCUCGGACAUUCUUUCAAAAUUCAACCAACCAAAUUUUCAACUGAUCAACUGCUGUGUUUAUAAUUUUCAUUUCGUUUAUUUGAGUACAACCCAGUGCCAAACAUUAAAAUAGUGAAGUUAAAUGAUCACUGCCAAUCUGUGAAAAGAGAAGAGUUAUUAAGGGGAAAAGGAAAAAAAGGAAAAGUUUGAGGAGGGGCGAAGAAGAAGAAGAAGAAGAAGUAGAAGAAGUAGAAGAAGUAGAAGAAGAAGAGGAGGAGGAAGAAAGUGGGAGUAAGGAAAGACUAGACAUUGUAGUAAUAACUGACGCCGGUUGGUAAAGGCUAAAGCUGGUUGAACCCGCGUAAGGAGUGUGUUGCCCCAGUGAGGAGUGUGUUGUUGUACCCGUGACAAACCCAUCCCCCCUGUUAUUAUUAUCUUUUAUUUUUUAUCCCAGUUUGCUUUAUUAUAUUUAUUAACCUAUACACAGAGUUUUUAUGGUAAUUUAAUUAAUGAAUUCAAUGAUAUAAUAAGUUUUCCUUUCGGCUGUUUCCGUCAAAGAAAAAUUAAGUGUUAACGGACGAAUAUUGGAGGAAGGAUUUAAAGUGUGUGCCAGUGUUUGAGUCUACCUCAGUCGUUGAGCAUUAUUGCUGAGCGACAGAAAUAUUUGAGCUCCUUUGAUAUUUAUUAAGGAUAUUACGGUUUAAGCAACAGAGAUUUAUAUAUAGAUAUUAUAUAUAGAGGGGAGAUAUUAUUUAUCGUGAAGAAAGUGUGAAAGGCCAGUGAUUUUUUCAUUUCGCACGUUGGAGAACACUUGUUCGCUGAGUAUCAUUGAUUUUUGAGAUUUUGUGGUGAAAAAUGUCGUUGGAUAAAUUCGCUGAGGGUGGCAUGCUCCAAAAGGAGAUGGAACGACUGGAUAUUGAGGAUAAAAAUGGAGACGCUGCAAGCAGCGGCUCCGGUGGAAAAGUACUCGUCAGCAACCUGCCGGUCCACGCAAAAUUCGAAGACGUUGAGCUCCUGUUCACUACGUACGGACAGGUGCUAAAUGUCGAAAAAGUAGCCUCAAGAGAUCCAAACACCCAGACAGUACUUGUUAGCUAUGAAACACAAGAGCUAGCACAGCAGGUUGUGAAUCAGUUGAAUGGCUACGAGUACGACGGUAUUCCAUUAAAAGUGGAAAUGUCGAGUGCUGAGAGUCGACGUAGGGCACGCAGUCAGCGUGCUGGAGUUGGUGCAUUUUCUGGUAUACCCGGUUCUGGUCGUCAAACUGAUUUUCCACUUCGCAUUCUCGUACAAUCGGACAUGGUUGGUGCUAUUAUUGGUCGUCAGGGAUCAACCAUACGUCAAAUAACCCAAAUGACACGUGCCAGAGUCGAUGUACAUCGCAAAGAUAAUGUUGGAUCACUUGAGAAGGCUAUAACUAUCUAUGGUAAUCCAGAGAAUUGUACCAAUGCUUGUAAGAAGAUACUGGAAGUCAUGCAACAGGAAGCUAAUAAUACCAAUAAAGGGGAGAUCACAUUGAAAAUUCUUGCACAUAAUAAUCUCAUCGGUCGCAUAAUUGGCAAAGGUGGUAAUACGAUUAAGAGAAUAAUGAUGGACACUGAUUCAAAGAUCACCGUCAGCAGUAUAAACGACAUCAAUAGCUUCAAUCUCGAACGCAUUAUCACUGUCAAGGGCACAAUCGAUAACAUGAGCAAAGCAGAGUCUAUGAUCUCUAGCAAACUUCGUCAGAGUUAUGAAAAUGAUCUUCAGGCAAUGGCUCCACAAAGUAUGAUGUUCCCUGGUCUCCACCCAAUGGCAAUGAUGUCAACAGCAGGUAUGGGCUACAGUUCACGUGGACCAGGUCUCUAUGGCUCAGGGCCAGCCCCCUAUCCUUAUCAAGGUAGUCUACCAACGCAACAAGGUGGUGUACCAGCAGCAGACACCCAAGAAACCACUUUUCUGUACAUUCCCAAUAACAGUGUAGGGGCAAUAAUUGGUACCAAGGGUUCACACAUCAGGAAUAUCAUAAGAUUCUCCGGUGCUAGUGUUAAAAUAGCCCCACUUGAGCAAGAGAAACCUGCCGAUCAGCAGACUGAGAGAAAAGUCACCAUUAUUGGAUCGCCAGAGUCUCAGUGGAAGGCGCAGUACCUGAUAUUCGAGAAGAUGAGAGAAGAGGGCUUUGUGGCAGGCACCGAAGACGUUAGACUGACGGUUGAGAUUCUUGUACCGAGUGCUCAAGUUGGUCGCAUUAUUGGUAAAGGGGGUCAGAAUGUGAGAGAACUCCAGCGUGUUACCGGGAGUGUUAUCAAGCUCUCCGAGCAACAGUCAACACCCCCAACAGCUGAUGAGGAAACUACCGUUCAUAUUAUAGGACCCUUCUUCUCUGUUCAGUCGGCGCAGCGAAGAAUUCGAGCGAUGGUGCUGCAAUCAGGUGCCCCCGGUAGUACCACCGGUAUUCCUGGCUCACGCGCUGGACGCGGUGCAAGCCAAGAGGGUGGUCCACGCACACGGAGAGACGGUAGCACAGCAUCCCAGCAGGGUGGCUCGGUGCCUCCCCAAUCCCAUCCGCCACAGCAGCAACAGCAACAGCAACAGCAACAGUCACAACAACAGCAACACUCCCCAUCACAAACUCAACAGAGCUCAUCGCCGCAGAGUCAAUCUCAGCCGCCGCAGCAGUAACGUUCUUCAUAACAACACAAAAAUUAAGCCAACAACUAAUUUAAAUACAAACAAACUCAAUUUACUAUGAUACGGUGAAGAAACAACAACUGACGCCAAGCAACGCCUCAACAGCAGCUUUUUUUUUAUUUUUAUCGUUCGAUUUUUUUUUUCUUUUUCGUUUCGAACGCUCGCAGAUGGUUGUUUCUUAGGUCAGGAACAGAUUAAAAGUGGGAAUUACCUUCUGUUGGCAAUUGGCAAGUGUUUCCUACCAUGAAAAACAAACCAGACAAAUGGAAGACGAGUUUUUGUAAAUUCUAGUGCCGCUCAAUGAUUGAUUACAGCUUUGGGCUUGGGAUACCAUUAUUCCUUCUGGCUUAACUAAAUAAAAUAAAAACUUUUCAUCUCAAGCCCUCUGAUCAACUUGAUUUGAACAACAACUGAUCAUCAUAUUGAGAAAAUAACCCGAAUUAUGACUCUGAACGUAUAAAAAUUCGGCAAGUGCAUCACUAGAAUUUCCAAUAUCUUUGAAAUUUCUGAGGAAAUUCACUGGUCAAGAAUUCUUAACCGUCUCAACCCAUUGUUUCAUCUCUUCCUUUCCAUUUUCAAGAAUUAAUCAAUAAAUUGUGAGUUUGUAGUUCAAUCGGUGAAAGCUCACUGAUUAAUAUAAAUAAAAACAAACGCUAUUCCAUCAGAUUCGAAGCGUUGAUGAUAAAUGAGAAAAAAAGUAUUUAAAAAAAAAAUGAAAAAAAAAAAGAAGAUAAUGAAGAAACUACGGAAAACA
Molecule: messenger RNA, 3972 nt
Organism: Fopius arisanus
Lineage: Eukaryota; Metazoa; Arthropoda; Insecta; Hymenoptera; Braconidae
Gene: Imp
Product: IGF-II mRNA-binding protein
Exons: 5
Coding region: 1404-3209 (601 amino acids)
Biological process (GO): regulation of gene expression; nervous system development
Cellular component (GO): cytosol; cytoplasm; nucleus
Molecular function (GO): mRNA 3'-UTR binding
Source: RefSeq, a predicted model, not a curated record